Messenger RNA from Kalmanozyma brasiliensis GHG001, 1263 nucleotides. RefSeq lists its product as uncharacterized. The transcript has a single exon. The record is from RefSeq and is a predicted model, not a curated record. Bases 1 to 1263 code for a protein of 420 amino acids. NCBI's taxonomy places the organism in Eukaryota, Fungi, Basidiomycota, Ustilaginomycetes, Ustilaginales.
AUGGACGGCUUCGACUCCGCGGCCAACUUCGAGUUCUUGGUCAAUCAGCUCGUCAAUCCAAUCGAAGCUCUAUCCUGCUACGACUCGAGCGUCAGCGCUGCCAGCCGGGCGGGCUACGUGACCCUCGCUUUGACCGGAUUUGUCAGGCAGCCCACACCGCUCAGAGACGACACGCCAGACCAUGUGAUCGACCAACUUGUCGACGAGCUUCAACAAGGCAUGCGGCGGAUCGUCGCAAAGCAAGCCGAGCAAGUCUCGACCGCCAUCGAAGCACAGCUGUGUCAAUUCAUCUCCGCCGCCAUCGAAUCAUUUCGUCCAGCGAACAACCCGCCAAGGCUCGAGCUCUGUGGCUCCCCGGAGAACAUUCUCUCGUGCUCCGAUCCCUGUCUCCAGUCGCACCACUGCUGUUACUGCUCCUCGCAUGUACCCCACGAGUACAUGUACAGGACGUGUUGCGUAUGGUGCAAGGUGCGACUUCACUUCCUCAUCCCAACUUCGGAGAACGUCCUAGUCCAGCUCGACAAGAAGAGAGGCCGCCCAGAGGAAUGGGACGAAGACGAUCUCGCGGUGAAGGACUUCAAGCUUGAGCUGCCGCUACUCUGGCGGAGGGAGACAACAGAGGCUGAUGUUAGGCAGGUCUUUGCAGGGCUAGGCCUCGAUGUCACAGCCGUUUCGCGUUGUUCAGCCAUUGCACGUCCUGAGCGUAAGCGCGUGCAGGCAAGGUACGUCGAAGACGCGAUGUCUAAGCCCACGACGAGCGGCUCCUUGCCGGCCUUCAUCAAGCAACUCCUUCCGAACGACUUUAUCGAAUCCCUUGUCUCGAUGGCGCCCGCCGAUCGCGUCGAAGUCCUUCUGCGAGUGUCUCUCGGCUCUUGUUGCCUCGAGGGACCUUGCCAUCAAGUGGCAGGACAACGGCGACCCGAAUUGGCGCCAGAUUGGGACCGUCCAAAUGUUCCCAAGUUCUUCAACGUCGCUAAAGGGCCGCAUAGCCCGCUUCGCCCAUUCCUCGUCAUGUCCGGCGCUCUCAUUCGACAUGACAUCUCGGACGAACACGCGGACCUUCGCAAGGCAUUGGCCGCCGAUCUUGGCGCCCUUCGCAGCGCUCUACAGCCCGUCGAAAAGUUCUUCGCCACCGGACAAAGCUCUGGACCCGCCACAGGUCGUAUGGUUCAACGGAUCCUUGACGCUUCAUAUGGCGAGGGUUUCCUCAAAGCGCUCGAGUCGGUUCGAAAGACGCUACUCAAGGACGUAGCCUGCACGUAG